AUGGGAGGCGGUAAAAAGCAAAAAAGUUCUACUAGUCUUGAGAGUUUAUACCAACAGAAAAAUAAAAUUUUGAAUAACGUUUCGAGAAUUAGGCGAUCUAUUAAGGAAAAAACUAUUUCGUUUAAUCAAAAUGAAUUACAUUGUCGAUUAGAAAUUUUGAAUUCAUAUAUUGAAGAUGCAAUGGACAUUCAAACUGAAAUCGAUAUUUUAGAUCCCUCAAACGAUGAAAGGUCCGAUUUAGAAAAUUUAUGCGUUUCCACAAAAAGUAUGCUUUUGGGUUAUUUAACUCCCAGAGAACAUAGUAUCGCUGAAACUACUCUUGGUUUCUCAAGUCAUCAUAGCCGACUUCCAAGUAUGAAGUUGCCUAAAUUUAGCGGUAAAUAUGCCGAAUAUAAGAAUUUUAUUAGUUUAUUCGAGAGUUUGGUAGAUAGUGAUAUAACUUUAACUGAAAUUGAGAAAUUUAAUCAUUUAAUCUCGUGCCUAUCAGAUGAAGCUCUGGGAACUGUGAAAGCUUAUCAGAUAAGUGAACAAAAUUACUCCAAGGCUCUACAAAGUUUAAAAAGAGUUUAUGACAAUCCAUGUUUAAUAUUCUUUGAUAAUAUUACUAAAUUGUUUGAUUUACCGGAAAUGUCUAAACCUUCUGCAACUUCCUUGAGGAGCAUGAUUGAUACAGUUUCUGCCAUUUAUGGCUCACUUUUAUCAAUCGGAGAUGACAAGGCAAUUACUAAUGCGAUAAUAAUUCACUUAGUAAUGACUAAAGUAGAUCCAAUCACUAGAUCCAAAUGGGAAGAGCAACUUGAUUAUGAAAAGUUGCCCUUAUGGAGUGAUUGUGAGGUAGCUUUGAACAAAAGAUACCAACAUAUUUCAGCUGAAGAAGCUUCAAGUUCGAGAUUAAAACCGAAUACCAAUUUUACGAGAAAAAAUGAAAGUUUUAGUAAAAAGAAGAAAUCCUCCUUUUCAUGUCAAACUGAUAACCAACAAUCAGUAGCUAAAUGCUUAUUUUGUAAAGCAGCGCAUUACUUAUCGAACUGUCCUUCAUUCUCUGCAGUGCCGGUGCAACAGAGAUUUGACUUUGUCAAAGGCGUUCCCGCCUGUAUUAAUUGUUUGAAAAAAGGACAUACGGUGACAAAAUGUAAAUCAACAAAAUGUAGAGUUUGUAGUGGUUCCCAUCAUACAUUAUUACAUAAAUAUGCUGCAAAUGAUGGACAACCUGAGAAUGUUGCAAAUUCUGAUCCUAAUGUAGCUUCAACUUCAAGAGCUUUUGUAAAUCAUUCAUCUUCGGCGAAAGAUAAUGUAAUUUUAGCAACAGCUUUAGUGCAGAUCAAGAAUAAAUCUGGUCAGUAUGUUUUAGCUAGAGCUCUUUUGGAUUCCGGUUCACAAAUAAAUUUUGUAACCGAAGAACUAUCUCAGCGAUUACAAUUGCAAAAACAAGAAAGAAAUCUCAGUCUUAUUGGUAUUGGCAGAACGAAUUCGUCUGCAAAACAUAAACUUCAGGCUACAGUGAAAUCUCGAAUGAAUUCCCAUGAAUUUUCUGCAGAAUUUUGGAUUCUUCGAUCGAUUUCCAACUAUCAACCAGAUCGUAUAAUUUCAACAGCUGGAUGGAAUUUGCCCGAUAAUAUAGAAUUCGCUGAUCCAUAUUUUAAUAAACCGCAAAGAAUUGAUAUGUUGAUCGGCGCUGAGAUUUUCUUUGAAUUACUAUGCGUCGGUCAAAUUAAACUGAAUCCCAAUAUCCCAACACUCCAGAAAACACUUCUAGGAUGGAUAGUUUCGGGAAAAUAUAAAGAAUUAAAACAUUUUAAUAAGAAUGUAUGCCAUUUAAGUUCACUAACUGAAAACGAAGAUUCAUUGGAUUCAAUAGUUCGUAGAUUUUGGGAAUUAGAAGAAAUUCCUAGAGAGGCAAAUGUUCUAUCAAUUGAGCAUCAGGAAUGUGAGAAAAGCUUUUCGAAAUCUGUUCAGCGAUUGCCGUCGGGUAGAUUUAAAGUGGCGCUACCUUUUAAAGCAGAUCCAAAUACACUGGGUCUAUCUUUUGAAACAGCUAGAAGACGAUUCUUAUCGUUAGAACGUCGUCUGUCAAAAGAACCACAAACAAAAGAGAUGUACAAUUCAUUCAUGAAAGAGUACAUUAAUUUGGGUCACAUGUCUAUUGCAGAUAAUAAAGUACCCGAUGUUUCUCAUUAUUUUAUACCUCAUCAAUGUGUAUUACGCCCGCAAAGUUCUACUACAAAACUUCGGGUAGUUUUCGACGCCUCUUGUAAAACAUCUACACAACUUUCUAUUAACGAUCUACUAAUGAUUGGUCCUACCAUUCAAGAGGAGUUGUAUUCAACACUUCUUCGUUUUCGAAUGCAUAAAUACGCUAUUACGGCUGACAUUGAAAAAAUGUACCGUCAGGUUUUAAUUGACGAGGCCGAUAGAAAUUAUCAAUUAAUAUUAUGGCGUGAAAAUCAGUCUCAAAAUAUUGAGAUUUAUAAAUUAAAUACAGUGACUUAUGGCACAUCAUCAGCUCCAUUCUUGGCAAUACGUUGCCUUACUUAUGUGAGCGAAUUAUUCGAAAAAUCAUUGCCAAUUGGCUCUAAAGUCAUAAAGAGAGACUUUUAUGUCGAUGAUCUUUUAACUGGUGCUGACUCAAUAGAAGAUCUAAAUAUAAUAAGGUCCCAAGUCACACAAAUAUUGCAAUCGGCAGGUUUUAAUCUGACUAAAUGGUUUUCAAAUUGUUAUGAUCAAGACUCGAUUACAAUUCAAAAAUCAGUACAGAUAAAUCAGGAUUUCACUAAAACUUUAGGCACUUAUUGGAUUCCGAAGAGUGACGUAUUUAAAUACCACUUGGAUGAUUUGUUUCAAAACUUGAAAGCAACAAAACGAAAUAUCUUGUCAGUUUCGGCAAGACUUUUCGAUCCGCUCGGACUUUUGUGCCCUUUGAUUAUCAAGGCAAAAAUUCUUCUUCAAGAAUUAUGGCUAAUGCAGCUAGAUUGGGAUGAGUCUAUUCCCACGCGCCUUGAUACUUCUUUUACAGAUUUUAAAGCCAAUUUAUUGAAAAUUGACAUAAUAGAAAUUCCUAGAUUUGUUUUGACCUCAUCAAAUACUGAAUGUCAAAUUCAUGGGUUUUCUGAUGCCUCUAUGCGAGCUUAUGGCUGUUGCAUUUAUAUCCGGAGUAGAGCUUCUGGUAAGACUUCUUGCCGAUUACUAACGGCUAAAUCGAAAGUUGCUCCUCUGAAGACCAAGUCUUUACCAAGACUUGAACUAUGCGCAGCGCAUCUACUAAGCAAGUUAUGGUCCAAAAUAAAGCAUACAAUAUUAUUUAAAGUGGAAAACGUUACAUUUUGGACUGAUUCAGAAAUUACGUUGCACUGGAUUCAAACUCAUCCUUCUACUCUGGCAACAUUCGUAUCAAAUCGAGUUUCAGAAAUACAAGAACUAUCGGGCCAGGCCACAUGGCGUCAUGUUCCAACUAAGGAAAAUCCGGCCGAUAUUGUUUCUAGAGGAUGUAAUGUUGAAGAAUUAGUGGACUCUGUUUGGUUUAAUGGCCCAAAGUUUCUACUCGAAGAGACUAAUAUGUGGCCAGUAAAUGAGCAUUUCGAAUUAACUCCCGAACAAAAGUCACUUGAAACAAGGAAAACUAAUGUGUUUUUGGCUGUAGAAGAAAACGAAAUUAAUCCUAUUGCGAAGAUUAUUGAAAGUUACUCAUCAUACAACAAAAUGAUUCGAGUAUUUUCGUAUGUUUUUCGCUUUCUCGAUAUUGCUCGAGGAAAGCAAUUCCGCAAUAUAGGUAUACCUACAGCGAAAGAGAUUAAUUGGACUUUUCUCCAGCUAAUUGAAUUUAUUCAAAAAAGAGAAUACGCCGAAGAGCUGAAAAAGUUAAGCAAAUCACAAGUUUUGCCUUCAAAUUUGCAACGAUUAAAUCCUUUUGUCCACCAAUACAAAGAUGAAUACCGCAGUUUUUCACUACUUAGAGUAGGCGGGCGGUUGCUAAAUGCACCAAUUGCUCACGAUGCAAAAUUUCGCCUUUUAAUGCCUAAAAAAUCAUAUUUUAUGGUCCUAUAUUUACGACACUUGCAUUUGGAACACUGUCAUGCUGGAGCGAAAGCCUUGGUAGCCAUUUUACGUGAUAAAAUUUGGCUGAUAAAUGCCAGAGAAGCAUGUUCAAGAGUAGUUCGCAAGUGUAUUCAUUGUUUUCGCUACAAACCUAAACUAAUGAAUCAAAUAAUGGGAAAUUUGCCCGCCGAUAGGGUUCGUCGGCAGGAGAGGGCUCCCAGAGCGCGUAUACAGCGACAACGCAACGAAUUUUGUCGGUGCCAGUCGAGAGCUGCUCCAGCUCAGAGAAGCAGUGGCCAACAAUGCCGACGCCAUGAAAACGUACGCUGCCAACAAAGGAAUAGACUUUGUCUUCAUUCCUCCUCGAGCUCCACAUUUCGGCGGUCUGUGGGAAGCGGCCGUCAAAUCCGCCAAAACACUUCUAACCAAAACCGUAGGCAAGGUGCUGUUGACGGUAGAGGAAUUACAAACGGUUCUGGUUCAAAUAGAGGCAGUCCUGAACUCCAGACCGAUCGCUCCCAUCAGCAACGAUCCCAACGACGGCGAAGCGUUAACUCCAGCGCAUCUACUAUUCGGAGAGAGCCUUCUAGCGCUGCCGCCAGAAUUGCCUCACGAAGAAGUGGACAGGCUGAGGUACUCCAAGAGAUGGCGGCUUACCUGCACUCUCAAGCAGAUGUUUUGGCAAUCUUGGGAGAAAGAUUACGUCCGCAGCCUCCAAGCCAAAACCAAGUGGGCGGAAGAAGAGCCAGAUCUCGUCGUCGGCAAGCUCGUCGUCGUUCACGAAGACAACAUGGCACCCCUGAAGUGGCUGACAGGCCGAGUAUUGGCGGUAACCCCAGGCGAGGACGGCAAAGUGAGAGUAGCGGAAGUGAAGACUAG
Messenger RNA from Calliphora vicina (urban bluebottle blowfly), 4911 nucleotides. RefSeq lists its product as uncharacterized. The record is from RefSeq and is a predicted model, not a curated record. The transcript is spliced from 2 exons. Bases 1 to 4911 code for a protein of 1636 amino acids. Lineage: Eukaryota; Metazoa; Arthropoda; Insecta; Diptera; Calliphoridae.